UCUGAUUCUCUAUCCCUCUCUGCCAUGGAAGUACAAGCUCCACCGCCGACGUGCUGGAGCAAUAUCCUCAAGCAGCAACCCCCGCCGCAACCACAACAAAAGCAGCAACCAAAUGAAUUUAUCGCUCAAAAAUUGGUGGGGAGCUGCUCUUCAACAAAAGGAAUCGCGGUGGCGGUUGUUGACGCCAACGCCAUAAUCCAGGGAGGAGAGAAGCUCCUCCACUCCGCCGACCGCUUCGUCUCCGUCGCCGAGGUCAUCACCGAAAUUCGCGAUCCCGCCUCUCGCCACGCCCUGCACUUUCUGCCCUUCACUGUUGAUACUCUGGAACCUUCACCUGAUGCUCUUAAGAAAGUGGCCAGCUUUGCUAGGGCUACGGGUGAUUUGCAAACACUUUCGGAUGUGGACUUGAAGCUCAUAGCCUUGACCUACACAUUGGAGGCCCAAAUCCAUGGGACUCAGCAUCUCAGAGACAACCCGCCUGCCAUUCACGCAGUUAAUGUUAAAAGGCUUCCAGAAAAGGACUUGCCUGGAUGGGGUUCUAAUGUCCCUAAUCUUGAGGAAUGGGAAGCACUAGAUCAUGCUGAAGACAAUGGAUCACAUGCUGAUUCUAGAAUUUUGCCCCUCAAAGAUUUGAGCCUUGGUGUUAUUCCAGAAGGUCAAAUUGGUAUGGAGGAUGCUUCUAGUCACGAUGGUAGGUCGUGUGCGGGAAACCAGGAGGAUGGUGAUGCUGGUUUUGAGAAACCAAAGAGAUACUAUCCGAUGAAGAAGAGCGAGGUUAAAAUUGAUGGGAAAAAGAUGGUGGCUGGUGGUAUUGAUGCAUCGCUAGGUCAGUCUGAGGAAAACUCCGAUGAUUGGCGACCUGCCGUUAGUCGAAGUACCCAUAGAAGAUUUCUCAGGAGAAAAGCUAGACGUGACAUGAGUGAUGCUUCAUCCGUACAACAAGACACACCCAGUAAUCCAGAUACUGAAAACAUUGAUGAUGACGCAUGUCCAGAGCUUGUUGUGGAUGAAAAUUAUGAGCAAACGGUUAAUGGUUUCUGUAAGGAUGUUAACGGAAAUGCAGAUAUCUCUGAAGGUAUGAAUAAGAUGAAACUGGAUGAAGAAUGCUUGAUGUCUUCUCAAAAUGGCGAGAGGGUUAAUCUUCCUUCUCAGAGAGAUGAAUUCGGUGGGGUAGAGGCAAUAGAUUAUUCUGGUGACACACUGCAGGAGGACCUUGUUGAGAGCACUGAACAGCUCGGGAACUUAGAGAUUACAAGUCAGACAAAUGAAGAUGCUGAUACAUGGCAUACAGAUGAUAUAAGUAGCGAACAGAGCUGGACUCUUAGAUCCUUAUCCGAGUCUAGUGUCGCUUGCAUAACUGCUGAUUAUGCAAUGCAAAAUGUGCUUCUUCAGAUGGGUUUAAGACUUCUGGCCCCUGGAGGAAUGCAGAUUCGCGAGCUUCACAGGUGGGUGCUUAAAUGCCAUGCUUGUUCUAAGGUGACCACAGAAAUCGGUAAGAUUUUCUGUCCCACAUGUGGGAAUGGUGGCACAUUACGAAAGGUUGCUGUUACGGUUAGUGACAAUGGUAUUAUAUUGGCCACACGUCGACCACGCGUAUCCUUACGUGGAACAAAGUAUUCACUGCCUCUACCUCAAGGUGGUAGAGAUGCAAUUACAAAGAACCCUAUAUUACGUGAGGAUCAGCUUCCGCAGAAAUUUCUGUAUCCAAAGACAAAGAAGAAGAAUAAGCAGGAUGAUGAUUUCUUUAUACCAGAUGACAUUUUCCUCCACCACAAUGAUAAGAAAGCUCCACUCCAGCCUCCGGUUAGGAAAGCACUUGCUGUCUUCAGCGGCAAGAGGAAUCCCAACGACAUCCGUUAUGCCCCUCGAAAAUGCUAAGCACCAUACUUCCAUAUCUACUUUAGCUUUAAUGCAUCAAUUUUGUUGUGGCUAAUGUACGAGACAAGAUGAGUAGUGAUUUUUUUCCCCUUUUCCCUUUUCUGUUGUGAUGUAAUCAAGUUUUGCUCCGAUAGGUUUUUGGAUACUUCAAAUGAGUCAUGGUUCAUUGUGUUAA
Messenger RNA from Salvia hispanica, 2053 nucleotides. RefSeq names its product RNA-binding NOB1-like protein. Gene Ontology annotation, molecular function: RNA endonuclease activity. Gene Ontology annotation, biological process: ribosomal small subunit biogenesis; maturation of SSU-rRNA. NCBI's taxonomy places the organism in Eukaryota, Viridiplantae, Streptophyta, Magnoliopsida, Lamiales, Lamiaceae. The record is from RefSeq and is a predicted model, not a curated record. Gene Ontology annotation, cellular component: preribosome, small subunit precursor.